AUGAGCAACAAGAUCCACCACAUCAACUCGGGCGCCGAGCUCGACGCGCUCUUCAGAUCGACCACAUACGUCGCCGUCGACUUCUUCGCCGACUGGUGCGGUCCCUGCAAGGUCAUCGCCCCGCAGUACCAGGCGCUCGCCGACAAGCACGCCAUCCCGGGCGUCCUGGCCUUUGCCAAAGUGAACGUCGACCAUGCCCAGGACGCCGCGCGCACCUACGGCGUGAGCGCCAUGCCGACGUUCAUGUUCUUCAAGGAGGGCAAGCAGGUCGCUGUCAACGGCCACAAGAUGAUCCAGGGCGCCAAUGUGCCGGAUCUCCGGGCUGCGGCGGAGAAGCUAGGAGGGCUCGCGAAAAAGAGACAGUAG
Molecule: messenger RNA, 366 nt
Organism: Anthostomella pinea
Lineage: Eukaryota; Fungi; Ascomycota; Sordariomycetes; Xylariales; Xylariaceae
Source: the annotation of a GenBank genome assembly